Molecule: messenger RNA, 573 nt
Organism: Aspergillus aculeatinus CBS 121060
Lineage: Eukaryota; Fungi; Ascomycota; Eurotiomycetes; Eurotiales; Aspergillaceae
Exons: 2
Coding region: 1-573 (190 amino acids)
Source: RefSeq, a predicted model, not a curated record
AUGCCUCCAACCCCAGACACCACCCUCGACGCCCUCACCAGUUAUUCCCUGCUUCUACCUUCCACUCUUCUUGACCAGCUUGGAGACACCACUGUUCCCGCUCUAUCAACCUCCAGCCCAGCAGGAGGAUAUCCUCCAGUCACUCCCCCACCCAGCAAGAUUGUGACACGCCCCAUUCUAGCGCAGAUGGGUUUGAUCUUUGCAGAGCCGGUGGCGUUCGAGGCACUUGCGUUGCGCAAGACGUACCCCACCACCGAGAAACACGAAACGGCAGAGACGCUGGCAGCCGACCUAGACAAUGACGGGGACCUAACCGUGGUCCUGGUAGCGGGACGGUGCACGCAGUCCGGACUGCGAGCGGUAUCUGGAUUCCAUCUGCCCUGGGCGGAGAUGGAGGGUGCGGCAGCAUCGUGUCAGUUAUUCGAGUUGAGUCCCGUGCAGGAUGUGUUCCGCGGAGAUUUGUCAGAAGUGGCGCGGCCGGGGUAUCGACUAGAUGAGCAGACGAAGCAGUCAGUCUUUGGAAGGCAGGAAAAGGCGUGCAGUUUGUGCUGGACCAGAAUCUAUCGAGAAUGA